Symbiodinium sp. CCMP2456 is the source of this 513-nucleotide messenger RNA. The record is from the annotation of a GenBank genome assembly. Lineage: Eukaryota; Dinophyceae; Suessiales; Symbiodiniaceae.
AUGGGCGCAAACGGGACGUCUCGGCCGAGGCCAGCACAGGUCACUUGGCUCAGAGCUCUCGCAACGCUGUCGGAGGAGGGGCCAGACAAGCAAGUUGACAGACUUCGAGACGGCGAGGCAGACCGCCCCAGCAGGAGAGAACGAGAGCUGAGCUAUCCGCGAGGCUAUUCGCUGAAGAGAAUCGCUCUGGACUUGGACGCGCCGCCUCUCGAGACCGGCACUUUUGGAGACGCCGACGUUCGGCCAGAAGACCUGCAAGAGGUGCUUGCCAAAGCUCCGACGCCUUCGUCCGGCUCUGGUGCCGGCAGCUUGCAUGCAGGCAGCUCGCAGGGGCUGGAGUGGGUGGGGAAGGUCGGGGAGCAAUUGGCGGCACGCUCGUUGGAGCAGCAGGGCUUCGAGGUUUGCUGGGUCAAUGAGAAUGGCGAGCUCGGGCUCCCCUUCGACCUGUCAGGGGGGCAGCCUGCCCACACUCCGCAGCGAUGGAGGAUCGGUCCAGGGCGAACUGGCGGCUGA